Nestor notabilis (Kea) is the source of this 1289-nucleotide messenger RNA. RefSeq names its product StAR-related lipid transfer (START) domain containing 3 (gene STARD3). The record is from RefSeq and is a predicted model, not a curated record. Gene Ontology annotation, molecular function: lipid binding. The transcript has 13 exons. The annotation marks the transcript as partial. Lineage: Eukaryota; Metazoa; Chordata; Aves; Psittaciformes; Psittacidae.
GCACUGACUUGGCCGAUGCUGCCUUGACUGAUGUAGGACCCAAGUGGCUUGGGCCGAGGAUGAGCAAGCCCACAGACCUGCAGCACAACCUGGAACGAAGCCUCCCAGCCAUAGCCUCCAUCAGCACCUCGUUUUCCCAGAGCCAGGGCUUCUCUCCGUACUGCUACUUCUCUCUGGAGAAGAGGAAAGCCAUCUCGGAUGUGAGGAGGACCUUCUGCCUCUUCGUCACCUUCGACCUGCUCUUCAUUUCUUUGUUGUGGAUAAUCGAGUUGAAUACCAAGGAUGGCAUUCAGAAGAACUUGGAGAGCGAAAUCAUCAAGUACAGUUUCAAGACCUCUUUCUUUGAUAUAUUUGUCUUGGCUUUCUUUCGUUUCUUUGUGUUGCUGCUGGCCUACGCCAUUGUGAAGCUGCGCCACUGGUGGGUCAUAGCGGUCACUACAUUGGUAUCCAGUGCCUUCUUGAUUGUGAAGGUCAUCCUCUCCGAGCUUCUGGCCAAAGGGGCUUUUGGCUAUUUACUUCCUAUCGUCUCGUUUGUCAUUGCUUGGCUGGAGACUUGGUUCCUGGAUUUUAAAGUCCUAACUCAGGAAGCAGAAGAGGAACGAUGGUACCUGGCAGCCCAGGCUGCAGCCUCUCGUGGGCCCCUGCUCUACCCUGGAGCCCUUUCCGAGGGGCAGUUCUACUCCCCACCAGAGUCCUUUGCAGGGUCGGACAAUGAAUCGGAUGAGGAAGGUGCAGGGAGGAAGGUGCUGACAGCUCAGGAGAAAGAGUACGUCCGACAAGGCAAAGAUGCAAUGGAGGUUGUGGACCAAAUCCUCGCCCAGGAGGAGAACUGGAAGUUCGAGAAGAACAAUGACUUUGGUGACGUUGUUUACACUUUUGAAAUACCUUUCCAUGGCAAGACCUUUAUUUUAAAGGCUUUCCUGCAGUGCUCUGCUGAAACGGUUUACCAGGAGGUUAUUCUCCAGCCUGAGAAGAUGAUCCUGUGGAACAGAACAGUGGCAGCUUGCCAGAUCUUGCAGCGGGUUGAAGACAACACGAUCGUCUCGUACGAUGUGGCAGCUGGGGCUGCAGGCGGUGUUGUUUCCCCAAGGGAUUUCGUGAACGUGCGGCGGAUCGAGAGGAGAAGAGACAGGUACAUUUCCUCAGGGAUAUCGACCACGCACAGCCUGAAGCCUCCACUCUCCAAGUAUGUCAGGGGUGAGAACGGACCCGGAGGAUUCAUCGUGCUGAAGUGUCCCAGCAACCCCAGGGUCUGCACCUUCAUCUGGAUUCUCAACACGGACCUGAAG